Ananas comosus (pineapple) is the source of this 731-nucleotide messenger RNA. RefSeq names its product ubiquinol-cytochrome c reductase complex 6.7 kDa protein. The record is from RefSeq and is a predicted model, not a curated record. Bases 109 to 294 code for a protein of 61 amino acids. The transcript has 2 exons. Lineage: Eukaryota; Viridiplantae; Streptophyta; Magnoliopsida; Poales; Bromeliaceae.
CUAUUUCUUAUUCCAUUAUUCUGCCCCCAAAAUUCCCCAAAAAACUCAUCGUCCCCAAUCCCGUGAGAGUUCUAAUUUGACCUCAGCGACCACAUAGAGAUCGCGACCAUGGCGCCCCCCGCGACGAGCUCGGGCCUCUUCACCUUCCUCAAGCCGCGCCUCCGCCCCCAGUCGACCGACGUCGCCGCCGCCGCCACCUGGGGCGUCGCCGCCACCGCAUCCGCCCUCUGGCUCAUCCAGCCUUUCGAUUGGUUGAAGAAGACUUUCUUUGAAAAACCAGAACCUGAGGCAUGAAUUUUAUCUGGGCAUGGUGGAGUACCAAACUUUCUGCUAAACUAGAAGUGUCAUUUUUUUGAGAGUAAAGAAAAGAGAAUGCUGAAUGAACUGAAUAAUGAUGCACUCUGUUUUGUUCAUACAUCAAUUACUAUGAAUCUCUCAUGCAGGGUUGUCUUGCAUGUAGAUCUUGUUCUCUGUUUUUCGACGAGUUACUAAUCAUCUUAUUUGUGAAGAAUGAGAUGUUUUUGAGUUUUUUUCUAGUUGAAUUGUUACGACAAUAAUUGGUUCAAAGACAUCUUCUGAUCUGCUCAGCAUAAACUCUGAGUUGCUACAUCUUCAGCAUGAAUCUUGAGUUGCUAUUUCUCGUUCUGAGAAAACUGAAGUCUACAGAACGCUUGUUCAUAUCGUAGAGUCAUACAUAAAUAGUAAUAUCGUUUAAUGUGAUUUUGUUGAAA